AUGAUAUCAUCCCAGGCAGUGGCUGCAUUAUUGCUUUUGCCUCUAAUAUUGGGAUUAAGCAGUGCUGAUUCUAAAGUAACAAAUAAUAUUGCUGGUUACCCACCAAUGUGGGACCUUGUUCCAGGGAAUCUGAGUGAUUUCAGCAUUCUCAAUGACAAGGUUGUAAUCAACCCCUGGGAUUAUCUGGGAAGGAUGGGGAUGUAUAAAAUACUAUUAGAUGUCACAGCACCAUUUUUGGAUAUGAAAGAACCAGGCAACAAAGAGAACAUACUUUGGGGAUUGCCUUUGCAAAAUGGAUGGCAGUUUCGUACAGAUCGGUUGAAAGACUCAUCUAACCAGCCAGCCUGUAGCAAGAACAGUGAAAACCAAAACUCCAUCUCAGUUAGAAGUUGGUGGGCUUGUAUGAAUUAUUACUUGGCUGUCAUUCCAUUCCUUGGUGCUCUUGAUGCAGGAUUAUUUGAAAGUUUUCCAUAUGAAUUAGAAAUUUCUCCUCCAGAAGAACUUGAAUGUGACUUUUGCUAUAACACUACAGAAUGCCGCCUAAUGUCUCCUAAUGCAAUGGAUGGAUGGACGGCUUUUUUUGAGUAUAUCAAAACAUCAAAUCAAAUAUCUAACAAAUCACUGCCACCAUUAUCCAAAGAAAAAGAUGGGUUUUUAUCCUAUAUGUGGAAGGCUCAUGUUGAGUCUAUUAAUGCUGCACUACCACGGUGCUCAAAAAGGUUAAGCUACUUGUCAGCACCUGAAAGAAAAUUUGGUUUAGACUGGGCUACGGCAGUUGAAUUCAUUGCAGCCACCAACUUUCCAACUGAUUUGCAGAACACAAACGAGUUUCAGGCUUUCCUCCCACACAGGAUACUGGUAAAAGGUGACGUGGCUCCUUUCAUCUCUGACUUUUCUGAACAGGAAAACAGGGUUUUGGCAACUUUAGGGUUGCUCAAAAAUGUCAACAGUUUGACAGGUGGUUUUCUUUUGAAGCAAUGGAAAAAAGCCAUGUGCUCUGAAAAAGGAAGAGCUGAAGGACGAAAUCUUCUUCAAAAUAUGAUUACAGGCAACGUGGUGCCAGAAACACUUAUUAACAUUAUUAUAGAAUUGGUUAAAAACCCUUCAUGCUGAACGUAGAAGAACAGGAACACAUAAAGCAAUGAUCACAUUUAGCAGGAUUAUAUUAUUACAAGAGUGGCAACCUGGGUUUUUUUUAUAAGUUAAUGCUAUUACACCUAAUUUUCCAAUUAGCAACUCUUGUUUAGCUCAUUCCCUUCUCAUUAAGAAAUGUCUUGCUGAAAACACAAAUGAGGGCUUUGUUAAUUAUUGUUCUAAGUGAUUUUAAGAAGAUAGAUUGAUAUAAGGCCAAGCAAUCACCGGACUGAUACAUACUGCAGUGCCCUUGCACUCUAUUGUGAGGAUUGGCAUGAAAUGGGACUGUAAUAUGAAAGAUCAGACUUGAGUAGGGACAAUUGCUUUACCAUAAUCACUGAAUGUUAUUUUCUGCUGAGCUAAUUAAGUGAUUUGUGUUACAAACAAACAGAAGCAAACAGCAAUUUCAUUAAGCCCACUUCAGUGAGCUGUGACGACGAUACCACAGUCAAUAUUGAGGAUUUUACACAUUAAAAAGCAUUAAUUGUUUACUUUUCCGUCCAUUGCUUAUGGAUCAGGUGCUACAGUUGAAAGCAUUGACUAAUGCCACAAGUACAUUACUUUGAGUAUAAUUAAAAUCUUUACAGUGUUACUUUUUCGCCAAAACAGGUAGAUUUCAGGCUUCACGUGUACACUCACUGGAAUCAAUUUUUCAAGCCCAUAACUAUAUUAUAAGACCUUUGAAACAUUGCCCUAAAAAGAAAAAUGCAAAUAAAAUGGAAUUAAGUUUGAUUAACUGUUUGAUUACCUAAUAUCUC
Pseudophryne corroboree (corroboree frog) is the source of this 1892-nucleotide messenger RNA. RefSeq names its product chromosome 4 C6orf58 homolog (gene C4H6orf58). NCBI's taxonomy places the organism in Eukaryota, Metazoa, Chordata, Amphibia, Anura, Myobatrachidae. The record is from RefSeq and is a predicted model, not a curated record. The transcript has 6 exons. The coding region runs from base 1 to 1113 and encodes 370 amino acids.